AUGUGGAAGGGUGCUAGUCAGAACGCCUCAAGAAACCGCCGACCGGUCAGUCGACGCACCGAGCAGCACGCAGCAUACCAGACACGGAGGAAACAGAAGGAAAACUGCCUAAAACUCACCGAGAAACGGCGACUUAAGCGCACCGCGCUUGGCCGCCCGACCUCACGGCCACACCAGAUCCACUGGUGCUCACCACCCAAACGCCGCACGCACCCGUUCGAUACACCAAAAAAUCCGCACCGCCCGUGCGCAUCUUUUGGUGUACUCAGCGGGCCUGAACUCGGCCGCCCGAGCAAAGCCGACAGCGGUUUGCAAGGGAACCGAAACAAAUCGCUACCGGAUUACGCAGCCGCACAAAGUUCGUCAAAUCCGACGCCCGCGAUCUCAAUCGCUAAAUCCGGUUCGCGCGACAAGUGCACGGCGACAGUCCGGUCACAACGCGAGCACGCGCGACAAGUUUGCUCCCAAACUCAGCCAACCAGACCAGUCACCCCGAAGUCCAAAAUCGGCCGACAAAAGCGUCCACCCAGCCACGACCAGACGUCUCACGUCCAGGCCCGUCAGCUGAUCCGGUCCACCUCGUCGAGCCCGAUCCAACAAGACCCCGAGCGGGCAAUUCCGUCCACCAGGACCCAGAUUCCCCUGAAGAUCUGCACGCCUGCCGUCGCCAAGGAAUCUACGACCGCGACCGCCUCCAAACCGGCCGCAAAACACAGCCGAACGACCAAUGGAAACAACCGUCGAAAGAAGACCAAGAAACCAAAGUUGGACAACAGAACACCUACAGGAGCACCCCUCGCACGGGGCAAUACAACCCCACUAGCGGAGACAGUGAAACAGCCCGAAUACCACCCGACCGAGCACGCCGAACAGCCCUUCACUCUAGUCGAGAAGGCAACCAGGAAGCCACUCGCCCCGAGACCCCAGCCGAUCAGGAGAACCGUCCAAAGACCCGCAGCGGUGCUGGUCAAAGUAGGAGAAGGGAAGACGUACGCGGACACGCUAAGGGCCGUCAGGGACACGGCUAUCGACUUUGAGGCGAUGGGAACCCACGUCACCGCUAUGAGGAAGACACUAAAAGGAGAUCUUCUGGUAGAACUUACCAAGGGUGCCAAGGCCAUGGCAGCCACCUCCGUCAUCCGGGACAAGCUGGCCGAAAAUAUGGUUGGAUCUGUAGUCACCAGGCUUCGCCACACCGCUGAAGUGGAGAUCACUGACCUAGACGAGGUCACCACAAAGGCAGAAGUCCUGGCUGCGAUCCUCAAGGCCUUACGUGAAGAAGACCUCCCCUCCGCAGACGACAUCAAAAUCACCGGCCUAUGGGCCACCCGAGACAGCCGCCAAAUGGCCACCGCCACCGUUCCCGUCGCCAUCAGCCGACGGCUGACAUCCAUCCGCGUCGGAUGGACCCAGUGUCGCGUCCGCCCGCGUAGACCCGAACCAGCACGGUGCUACCAAUGUCACGGCUUCGGCCACUCCACACGGCAAUGCAAAGGAUCCGACCUCUCGCACGCCUGUAGACGAUGCGGCCAAAACGGUCACACGCAGGCCAUCUGCACCGAGGGAGAUGACCUAUGCGUGGCGUGCGACCGCUUGAAAGCUCCGCGCGUACCUCACAAGCCUGGCUCCGGGGCUUGCGCCGCCCGUCGCAAAGCCAUCUCUGAGAUGAACGCCACUAACCGAACAUGAUCACUUUUCUACAAAUAAAUCUCCACCGGAGCGCCACUGCCCAGAGCCUGGCUCAACAGACCUCCACCUCCAUCGG
Metopolophium dirhodum (rose-grain aphid) is the source of this 1765-nucleotide messenger RNA. RefSeq lists its product as uncharacterized. The coding region runs from base 1 to 1689 and encodes 562 amino acids. Gene Ontology annotation, molecular function: zinc ion binding; nucleic acid binding. Lineage: Eukaryota; Metazoa; Arthropoda; Insecta; Hemiptera; Aphididae. The transcript is spliced from 3 exons. The record is from RefSeq and is a predicted model, not a curated record.